UCCUUCCCAUCCCUCUAUCCUUCGCUUCACCACUUUUAAGACCUCCUCGGGGGACAUCUGAUGCACAUCAGGACACUUUUAAGCAGCCACUGUGUAAAGCCACAGAUCUGAUAUGUUGAUUAGAUCUGGGCUCACAAGAUUUAGGCUCUAGAUCUUUAGACCUGAAGAAAGGGACUUAGAGUUUCCACCUGAUGAAAUCCUGGACUAUGAGGGUGAGCCGCGUGCUGCAGCUGUCUGUUUUGCUGGUGGGACUGUGCCAGGCCCACCCUACCCCUCCACCAGGUGAUCCCCCCACAUCGCAGGAGGUAGGUGAGGUCCCCACGUCCCAGCUGAGGAUGCUGUCGCUGGGACUGGCUCACCUGCUGCAGGGGGUGGAGGAGAAUGCCAAGCGGCUGGAGCAGCAGGGAGAGCAGGUUGCAGCAGAGCUGGACGGGGCCACAAAGAGUCUGGAGAGCCUUCGAAAGCAGAGUUUACAGGUCGGACGCACUCACAGGCAGGUGAGGAAGGACCAGCAGAUACUGAGAGCCAGGGGGGACAGGCUGUGGAAGGCGGCCAAAGAUCUGCAGAGGGGGCUGGAGGAUCUGCAGACGGAGCAGGGAGCCACGCAGCACCAGAUGAACCGGAUCCUCCAGAGGAUGAAGAGCCUGACCGAGCCGAGGCCCGGGGGUCAAACUCUGCUCGACGCCAGCGCCGUGAAGGCUAUCAUUGAUAUGCAGGCCCGACGGCUCGCCAGUCUGACCUCAGAGGUUUCAGCCCGAGACAGACUGAUCGACAGGCGCCUGCAGCACAUUGACCACCUGGAGAAGCAGGUGUCUGGGAGGCUCCCUGCAGCACCGAGGGCAGAUCCUGAGUCCGGCUGCGUCUGAUGAGCGCAGCUGCAUCAACACAGCCACUCUGAGGCGGUCCACUCUCAGUGAGAAUGACACUGUAAAGCUUACAGAGUGAUCUGUACUAAAACUCACCAAAUGAUGUGCCACGAUCGACAAAAGCGUGUCCAGCUUUACACCGAAUGUAUCAUCAGGCUGUGCUGAAAACUAUCGUCUGACCUCUGUUUGGCAAUGGUUCAGGAAGAAAACUGUCCUCUGCUUGAGUCACCAUGUUGUGGCUCUGACUUCCACAAUAUUGUGGUUGACGGCGGUGCUUCAACACGUCGUGAAGAUUCUUUGCUCGUGCACACCCGAAUAAACAGACGCACACUGAAGUCAGAGGAACCUUCAGACGAUCAACACGCACAGCUGAGUUCC
Chelmon rostratus (copperband butterflyfish) is the source of this 1244-nucleotide messenger RNA. RefSeq lists its product as uncharacterized. The record is from RefSeq and is a predicted model, not a curated record. The coding region runs from base 192 to 866 and encodes 224 amino acids. The transcript has 4 exons. NCBI's taxonomy places the organism in Eukaryota, Metazoa, Chordata, Actinopteri, Chaetodontiformes, Chaetodontidae.